This is a messenger RNA of Diorhabda sublineata, 6413 nucleotides long. RefSeq lists its product as uncharacterized. The coding region runs from base 37 to 6246 and encodes 2069 amino acids. The transcript has 26 exons. Gene Ontology annotation, biological process: signal transduction. The record is from RefSeq and is a predicted model, not a curated record. Lineage: Eukaryota; Metazoa; Arthropoda; Insecta; Coleoptera; Chrysomelidae.
AUAGUUUUAGUUUCAAUAGUUUGAAAUAAGUACAAAAUGUUAACAUCAAUAUUUAUUAUAUUUUUAUUUAAAUUAUCCACAAGUGAACAAAAUCGUUUAUUCUCGAAUGAUCAUUUCGGAAUAUUAACAGAAAAUUUUAUCGAAAAUUUACGAGCGGAUCCAUUUUUAAUUGGUGAUUGUUUUUGUUUCCCUCCACUACAUAAAAUCAGUUUUCACUUCAUUGAGUUAAUCCAAGAAAAUCUGCAGAUGGAGCUGGAGUCGUUUGAUUGUAAGAUUGGAAGCGGCGUUUGUGUAUCUAAACUAUCCGAAAUACCUAAAACUGCUAAAGAAUUCAUUAAUAACCACACCGAACAAUACAGUGAACUCAUACUAACUUCUCAGCAAAAGGAGUAUUCUAGAUCAAAGAGAAGUUUUUUACGUGGUUCAGAGAGUAAUGCAUCCGAUAAUAUUGCAGUUAUAUCAUUAUACCCUAUAUCGUUUACGACCCCAUCAAACGAUAUUAGCAUUUUCAAGCAAAAUUCAUCAGUGUAUCUGGUUAUAUUGCAAACAACAUCUCAAAAUGGUUCGAAUUUGAUGAUGAUUAUGAAAAAACAGGAGAAAUCUUUCAAAAUUGUAGUGCAAAAGAAAAUUGAGGAUGGUGUUAGAAUGACUACGUUUUCUUUUGUAAAUACGACACUCAUCGUUGUCGCUCAAAACAAUAACAUUACGAAGAUUUUUGAAUUCAACAGUGAAGAAAAAAUAGAAACUUUAGAAACAAUACAAAAGGAUGGUUGUAAAGAUAUUGCCAUAUGGGAGGACAACGGGAACGUAUUUAUGUCGCUUGUCGGAUUUAUGGGAAAUUCACCAGUUCCUAGUUCUUAUUUUCCACGAUUGUACAAAUGGCGUGGAAGGCAUUUUGAUGACCUGCAGGACGUCCAUCCGGGGGCCACCAGGAUAUCGCCUUUUAUGAUUGGAGAUUCGGGAUUUGUCGCUGUCGCCUAUAAUGUAUCUUAUAAUGGUGAUGAAAAUGAGAACGUCUACUCGGAGAUAUUGAAAUACAACGUGAACACUGAGAAGUACGAGCUAUUUCAAAAGAUAUUGACAUACGCCUGCGACGAUAUCAAAUACUUCGAGAUUGAUACCGUCGAAGGAACGAGGGAAAACGAGAAGGAUAGAUUCCUCGUCGUUGCAAAUUCGUACAAAAAAGAUUCUACUGGGAAGAGUAAUAGAAGAGAACCUUCAAUCAUCAUUUAUAAGUUUGUGGAUAAUUAUUUCUAUCCGUUUCAAUCUAUUACUUCGGAUGGAGUUUUUCAAUGGGAAAUUAUAAAGAAUCGAAACGGUGAUGUACUUCUAAUAGCACUAACUUUGAAAGGUCUAAAAACUUUUGAAUAUGAUGGGUGGAAUUUCAUAGAAACAACGAUUGAAUUUCAAGGUAGACAACUGAAGAACAUGUCGGAUGUUAGGAGGAUACGCACUUUUAUAAUUGAGGAUAAGCAACUAUUAGUUCUUGCAAGGACCAGUUCAAAUGAAAGCCUAUUCCAAGUUAAUUAUUCAAAAAAAGACAAACUGAAAGAGCUUCAUGACCAGCUUUUAACAUGGUGUCAAGAAAAAAAGCAGGAUAUGACAAAAAGAAUUGAAAUUUUGCAAAAAAUGAGUAAAAUUAGAAAAAGGGAACUUCAGUUUGACUCCCAGAAGCAAAACUUGGAAACUUUAAUCUCGACUAUAAGCUCAUACAACUCCAAACUAUCCACUAUACAAAACAGUUUAAAAACUCGACUUAACCGAACCAAUAUUAUUGAAAGGAAUCUCAACGCUACACUAUUGUUGCUAAAUUCGACCGGAACGUUCGAAUCACUUUUUUCGAAUACAAUAAAUGGUAUUGAAAUACCAAAUUUCUUGGAAAACAAGAUAAAUAUAAACCGUGAAAUAGUAAUUGACGCUGAAAUUGAAGCAGAUUCUAUACAAACGAAAUCAUCUUUGAUAUUUAAUAACUUCAAUAAUCACUCAAGGAAACAUUUUAUCUAUACAACAUCUUCAUAUGAGUUAGAAGAUGUGGACAUACAUGGAGAUGCGAUUUUCAAAGACACAGUUACUAUAAGAAAUAAUCUGAAUAAUAUUAACAUAUCAAAAGAAACAAUUUUACUUAAAAAUGGUGAUCAAAAUUUGGAAAAUUUGAGAGCAAAUCGGAUCGAUGUAACCAGACUUAAUACUGCAGCUAUUAAUGAUAAAAUAGUUGAAGAAGUUAUAGGCCAUGCGAGAGAAGCCGCUUCGGAAAUCUCGAACGUUCCAGAAAAAUCGAAUGACAAUACCCUUAAGGAAAAAGUGGAAAGGAUUGAAAAAUUGAAAGUGAAAAAUUUAAAAGUAGACGGUUUUAUCAAUGAUGUAGAUAUACCGAUAUUAGAAAAAUACGUUUUGAGAAAAUCCGGAAAACAGAAUAUUAACCAGACGUAUUACAUCGAUAACGUCGAAACCAACUGGGUGGAAACUGAUAGAAUGUCAGGAAAAAAGAUUCCAGAAGAUUUGAUCGCAAUCGAUAAUAGUAGCAUAAGUAUUGCGGGUGAGGUAAAAUUUGAGAAACCUAUUUCAACAGUAAACCUUCAAGUAAAAAAACGUUUAAACAACAUUCCCGUAAGGAAGGGAGGAAAUCUCGAUAUAUUAUUCAAAAAUUCUUCUAAAAAUCAACAAGUAACGGGUUUAAAAACUUUCGAUUAUCUGACUCUACUACAUCCAAUCGAUAUACGGAAAAAAAUAAAAAGCACAUUUUUUGACAAUACUGACCCUAUGAAAAUAAUAUCCUCAAAUUUAACAUUGAAUAGAAAAAUUACUAUAUCAGGAAAUGUUUCGGUAGAAAAUAUAUUGAAAGUAAUGGACAUUAUACCUCAGAAAAGUCAAGAUUUUCUAAACAAUACUCCGGUAUCAAAUAGUAAUAAUACCCAACAGAUGGUUACAUUAGAUCAUCUUUCGAUGGCCAAAGUAGUGCAAAAAGGUGUUAAGCUAGAUGAAAUAAAUAUAACUAUUCCUUUGAAGUUUAUUAGGGAUAUAAACACAAAGAAGGUUUAUACGAAAUCGGUCAACGGUCUUGAUCCUUCUAAAUUUGUGAUCAUGAAUUUGGACCAUCCUGUAGAUAUAACUGGUGCGAAGAUAUUCACAGGAAAUUUGAAGAUACUUGGUGACAUUGAUAUAAAGCAAAUAAAUGGAAUCGAUGUAUCCAAUUUGGAAAGCACAGAUUUACAAAAUUUUACCGAUCAAGUUUUAGAAGGAGAUUAUCAUAUAAAACAUGUGAAAAUUAGAGGGAGUCUGAAAAGUAACUCUACCAGUUUAGGAAAACAUCCAUGGAGAGACGUGGUAACUGUGGAUACAAAUCAAACGUUGAAAGGUGUUUGGACAUUGUCACAUCUUAUUGCCAAUACAACAACAGUUGAGCAUUUCAACAUAAAAGGAUUGAUAAACGGUAUAAAUUUGACCGAAUUUCUGAAGGAUGCUGUGCCGAAAGACACAGAAUCAAAAAUAUUUGGAACGAAAUAUUUCGAAACAUUGAAUGUUACCAAUUUAUGGAUUAACAAUAAAUUCGAUUUAGAUAAGCGUGUAAAAGAUAUCGUAGAUGGAAAAAUAAUUUUUCCAACUAUUGAGAAACUUGAUUCAAUUUCGGCUGAGAACGUGUACUUCGGAAACAAAUGCAACGGAAUAGAGAAGAGUAAAUUUGAGAAACCCGGUAUAUCGGUCAUUAACGGAACCUUAAUAGUAGACGACUUGAAUAAAUUUGAUAAAAUUAUUGUAAUGGGAACUGUAUAUGUAGAAAGUAAUAAAUUAAACCAUGUAGAUAUGGAUGAUUUGGAAUUUAAUACUGCUAAAAUUGAUGAACCAACAUAUUUUGAAAAUGCUGAUUUUGGUAAAUCUUUAACUGUAACACCUGUAAUAACACACCACGGUCAAAUUGAAAAUUUAGAUUUGGAUAACGUAUUUGAAAAUAAUAAAAACAAAAGUCAAACAAUUAUGAACCAAAUUAUUUUCAAAGGAGAUGUUUUCGUGAAUGGAACUAUGAAUAUUGGUGAAUAUCUCAAUGGGGUAAACAUUUCAGACUUGUGCGGGGUACUAUCUGAAUUCAAAAGACCUAAAAAACUAAUUAUUGAAGGAAACGUUCACUUCACAAAAGGACCACGAAUAAAGAUAUUUAAUGGACUCAAUGCAUCAUAUCUGGAAAAUAAGAUUUGGUUUACCGAUUAUCCUGCGUCUUUAUCUGGAAACAUUGCUUUCAAUAAUAAUGUCGUAUUGAGAGAUGUUUUAACAGUAGAAGGUCUUUUGAAUGACGUGAACUUGGAUUAUCUGUCUAAUAACUAUCUGAGUAAAAGUAAAGAUCAGAAAAUCGUUGCACAUAUUGAACUGCUGAACGAAACUAUAUUCAAAGAAGAGGUUGUUUCCCCGAUGGUUGCCGUAGGUGGUCUAGUGAAUGGUAUUAAUUUAGACAAGUUUUUGAAAAAUACCCUCCUACAUAGAUCACAGUUGUUUGAGAAUAUGCCUUAUUUUGAAGAAAUAUCAGUAAAACACUUGGAGGGGAAUUAUCUUGUGAACAAAUUGAAUCUAGAUUCAGAGGUGAUGAGAUACGACAGGCCGAAUUUGAUUACCGGCACCAAGACGUUCGAAAACCUUAAUGUAGACGUUCUACGUCCAGAAGGGGAAGCAGCUCUGACCGCAAAAAUACAGGGAGUUGAUGUACUACAUUAUCUUCAGAAUGCUGUGUUGAACAAAGGCAGUUUUAAAAUAGGGGGAAACAAGAAAUUCAAAAAUAUCGAAGUUAGAGAAGGAACAAGUCUCAUGGGUCAUUUUAAUGGUAUUAAAUUUGAUACUGUCACCACUAUGAUGAGAAAUAACCACCAAAACAUCACUGGGAAAAAGACUUUUGUUCCAAAUUCUCCAAGCGGAGUUCGAUUCAAAAAUCUUAAAGUAAAAGGACUUGUUAAUGGUGUGAAUUUGGAAAAAGUGCUGAAAAACUUGGCCUACAAAAAUGAAGACAAUACGUUUACCACAGAUUUACAAUUUUGUAAUAAUAUUUCCACGAAGCAUGUGGAAUUCAAAACAAAAGUUUCCGGUAUAAACGUAUCCAAAUUGCUGUACGAUAUAGAAACACUAGGGACCUUACACAACAUCAAAGAAAAAUACGAAGCUCUGAAUGAUAUGGCCAGCCAAGUAGAAUCAUCAUUGAAAGGUCAAGCUUAUUUUCUGGAUUACUAUAAAUCAGUUUUCAUGACAUUCAAAGUUAAUGAGCUAUUUUUAAUGAAAUGUUUUGGUUCUGGUAGAAGUAUUGUUAGUUUCACGAAUGAAUCGAACACGAAUAUUGCAAGAUUCUUAGAAUGGGAUGAAAAACAAGAAACGUUUGGUAAAAUCAGUUCUAAGAAAAUCAUAGGCUCUUAUCCUAACUAUAUAACAAAAAUUCCAAUGGGAAAUAUGGAUCGUGUCUACAUAGAACAUCCGAAUAGUUCAACUGAAGACAGUACCCAUAUUGGAAGAUUUAUGGUUUGCAACAAGAACAAAUUGGAGUUUUUGCCAGUGCCAUUUUUAACGAAAGGAUCACAUUUUUUGACAUCUUUCGAAAUAAAAUCACAAAAUACUUGGUGUCUGUUAUUUGUAGAUUUCAAUUUUGAUAUUAAUAUUAUCUGUGGUGGAGAGAAUGGAAUAUUCAAGCAACAACAAACGAUUAAAAACAAGUCUCCUAUAAUGGCUUACAUCACCACAAUACGAAAUAUUCCAAUGCUGAUAACUAUUCACGGAGGUAAUGACAAGAAAACUGUCAUUUGGAUUUUAAACAAAGGAAAAUUCGAAAUUUCUCAAACAUAUCGAGAAGGAGAAGCAAUAGAUGUAUCUGCAAUUGCUAUGGAAAACGAAACGUUCUUGGCUAUCGCUUAUAAACAUGUGCCUAACACCAAGUAUUUUGGAAGAGUAGUCAUUAGAAGAAUCAAGAAUUUGUCUAAAUCAUUACAAAUAUUCCAAACAAUUGACAUUUCAACUCCAACCAAGGUUGAAUUGGCUUUACUUCCUUCAAAAGAAAUCGCUCUAUAUAUUAUCACUGAAAAUCCAUCAGAACCUUUGACAUCAUAUAUUUACAAAGGAGUACAAGGUUUUUUGAAGAAAAUUGAACGACCAACUCUUCCAAAAGUUUCAGAUUUGAACAGUUUUUCUUUUGAUAAUCACCAUUUUGUUGUAUUGAAGAAUGAUAAAGAAGUGAAGGUGUUACAAGCAGUAUUUAAAGGAUUUAAAUUUGAUUAUUUGUGAGUUUGUUCUUGCAAUUUUAAACUAAUAUUUUGUACAUGAAAAAAUAAAAAAAUAAUUUUGUUAUUGUUAUUAUAUAUUUAGUUGUUAAAUGUUAUUUAAUUGUUAUAAUUGUCAUAGCAUAUUUGUCCAUUAAAUAUCAAUUUUUUUAAUAUAAAGAUUUUUUUUAA